AUGCACUUGCCGCUGGCUGCACUCCGAACGCUUGUGAGAGCGCCUGGCGCCGUGGAGGACAGCUACUGGCCGCAGGUUUGCAUCGAAGACAUUGAUGGCCAGUACACAUCGACGGUGCUUGCUGCGCUGCCGGCCUUUGGCUCCAUCUCGAUCAAUCAUCAUGGCCGGCGCAAUGACGUCCUGCGCAGUCAGAAGAUCAAGUCCAUGCGCGUCUCCUCGCAACUGCACCGCACCAGCCACGGCGUCCUGUGUCGAAUUCCCAUGCAUUGCAACGGCCUCAACCGUAUUCAGGUCGACGACUCAAGUGGGACGCGCCGUGAGCCGCUGCAAUCGCCUGUGCGGCCCAGUACGUACGUCACGCGCAUAGCCCUCACCGCAGCGGUCGACGAUGCGCUUGCAAGCGAGUGCUGGCUACCAUCCUCACAGCGUGGCUCUCCAACGUAG
Molecule: messenger RNA, 444 nt
Organism: Saprolegnia parasitica CBS 223.65
Lineage: Eukaryota; Oomycota; Saprolegniomycetes; Saprolegniales; Saprolegniaceae
Exons: 1
Coding region: 1-444 (147 amino acids)
Source: RefSeq, a predicted model, not a curated record